Molecule: messenger RNA, 818 nt
Organism: Hyaloscypha bicolor E
Lineage: Eukaryota; Fungi; Ascomycota; Leotiomycetes; Helotiales; Hyaloscyphaceae
Exons: 1
Coding region: 211-624 (137 amino acids)
Source: RefSeq, a predicted model, not a curated record
GUGCUUCUGCGAAUAUCCGUUGAUACUUGACGUCGCUGGUUCGACCGGAUGUCUCCAGAGUUUGGAGAUUGAUCUGGCAGUUCUUGUGUAUUAGGUCAUUCGUCCUGUGACCGAGCUUGCUCUCCAGGGUGAUAAAUGUGAAUGUCGAUUUUAGGAGUAUCUUCAAUAUUCGUACCUCCUCCACGAUUGCCGCCGCAGAGCUUCUAGCUGAUGUUUAUGGUUUCGUACUCCCUCUGGGCUCGCUCCUCAGCAUUCCCUCAGGCGCCUGGGUUGUUGGGCGGGCAACAUCUUAUCAAUACGACUCAUCAUCGUCUCACCAGGGCCCUUCAUUGGAUUAAUCGACUGUCUCUCGCGGGAACUCGCUGGAAGGAUAAAUAUCUGGCUGUCUGUUGUUUAUGCGCAGACAUUCAUCGCACUGAAUCACUGAUAGGCUAUGUCAAAUGUGUCUUCGGACUUGCGACCGUGGGUACAACUUUCGGCUCCUCAUGCGUGUCCGGUGUUUUUGGUCUAAUCUAUGUACAUCUAAAGCGUCUCACCGUGUUCAUUUCCGGAACAACCCCUCCCUGUCAACAUCGCUUAUUCUUUUCCUCGGAGUCGGGUUCACGUUAUUCAUCUUCCGCAUGACGUCGAGGAAAGCCCGGUCAGUACAUGUUGAUUCAUUAACAUAGAACAAUCAAAACGAAAACAGAAAAGACAAUCCUUCCUCUCUGGGAUGAAUGUUUUGGAAGAGAUUGAGAUAUGUUGGCGUGCGGCUCAUGAGAUAUUACGAGGUACGAGUAGAAAGGGACACAUGAUGAUGUAAGAAUGCAAUCAUCAAU